Molecule: messenger RNA, 1126 nt
Organism: Ruditapes philippinarum (Manila clam)
Lineage: Eukaryota; Metazoa; Mollusca; Bivalvia; Venerida; Veneridae
Exons: 2
Molecular function (GO): nucleic acid binding
Source: RefSeq, a predicted model, not a curated record
AUGGUAUUAAGAUUCUUCAAAUGCGGCUUAGGACAGAGAUUUGUGAAAGAGCGUGAGGAUGUUGUGUCUUCCAGGCAUAGAUAUCUGAGAGAAGUUAGAAAGGCUAGAGAGAGUGGAGAUAUAAUUGUGUAUUUGGAUGAAACGUGGGUGAAUGUGAAUCAUUGUGUACAAGGUGAAUGGAGUGAUAGUGUAGUAAGCAUGACAUCGCGUAUGAUAGGAAGUGAAAGAGAUACAGGUAGAUUUGUCCCAUCUGGUAAAGGCAAACGUAUGAUUGUACUUGAUGCUGGUUGUAGGGAUGUAGGUCUUAUUCCCGGAGUCGGUGAAGUAUUUGUGGCAAAAAAUGAUAGUGGAGACUACCAUUCUGAAAUGAACCACAAAUAUUUCACUGACUGGUGGAAAAACACCCUACUUCCUGCAUUACCAGGACCAAGCACAAUUGUUCUUGACAAUGCAUCUUAUCAUUCUGUAAUGACAGAUGAUUCCAGGUCACCUACAACAGCAACACGCAAGGACGAUAUCAAACUUUGGCUACGGCAAAAUAAUCUACAAUAUUCAGACGAAAUGGUUAAAGCUGAGCUGUUGGAAAUUGUCAGGAGGAACAAACCUCGUCCAAAGUACAUCAUCGAUGAGCUUGCAAUGGCAGCUGGUCACAGGGUCCUUCGUUUGCCCCCACGGCACUGUGAAUUAAAUCCAAUAGAGCUUGUGUGGGCUAAAAUGAAGGGUCAUGUGGCUAGAAACAACACAUCUUUCAAACUUAUUAAUACCAUGGCCCUGUUUAAAGAGUCUAAGGCACUUAUAACGCCCGAUUAUUGGAAUCGAUGCGACGACCAUGUUAUUAAUAAAAUUGAAAGUGAGUUAUGGCGCAUCGAUGGUGUACGUGAGGAUGAGAUUGCACCUGUUGUCAUUUCCCUCGGUGAAGAUGACGAUACGGACGAAGACGACUAUGACAUUGACGAUGAAUCAAACGAGGACAAUGACUUACCACAAGAUGGGGCAAAUGUUACUAUGCUUGAUAGUGUACAUGGUGCGAAAGAUAUUAGAAGUGAAGAUAAAUGUAAUAAGUGUGGAAAAAGAGAGCUUGAUGUUUGUGUGGAUGGCCAGAUUGAUUGGAUUUUGUGUGAUGCAU